AUGGACGGUGUUAAUCUCAAAUCUGGCUGGCUGAAUGCAGGUCGAACUGCAAAUAGCAACAUCACAGCUCCUCCGAUCGAAUCAAUCUACAAGAACAAUGACUUCUCGAACGGAUCUAGCGAAGGAAUUCUCAGCUCGGCUGGUUCCAACGGAGUCUCUCGUAAUACAAGUUCUUCCAAGGGCAUCAUAGGGCCACGACCGAUCAUGGGCAGCAUGCCAUGGCCGGCAGUGAACGGUUCGAGAGGUGGACAGACCACGAAUCCUGGCUCGGGGUCUAGCUGGGGAAAUCAGAACAGGGGUCUGUCAGGUUCGCAAUCUUCUACACACUCAACUUCGAAGAUCUCGGCUACCACAACCUUGCCCAUUGCUAAGACCCUUCAGCCCUUGACCAAGACUACCGCUCCUGCGAGUGGCAUCUCAAAGUCAUCGUCUACCGGGACUCGCAGCGGAAGUUCGAGCUUGGUCAAGGCCCCACCAGUUGUUCAACCUGUGGUUCAUGUUACGGAGGUGAAUGAGGAGUCGAAGCACUCGAAGAAAGAAAGCGACGGCAACAAGCAGAUUCGAAAAGAGAAACUGGAGCAACGCAGAAAGUUUCUCGAAGAACUGAGCAGGCAAGGGACUGGAGCGAAGUCCAAGUCUGAAGACGAGGCUGAACUUCCUCGAAGCGUGGAACCUGAAGUGGUAACCUCGCAGGAGGAUGUCAAGAAACCUGCCGAGGAAGAGAUCACAGAAGCUGUUUUGAUAGACAGCAAGGUAGAGGAGGUGUCGCUAUCCAAGGAAGAAUGGAAUGCCAAAUGGAAGGAUAUGUAUGGCAUGUUCGCACGUGGCUCAGAGGAUUCUCAUCUCAUCGACGACGCCGACGAGAACUCUGACACCGGGGAAGGAGAGUCUCUCCUUACCGAAGAGGAGAUGGCAACGUUUCGGGCUGUUUAUGGGUCCAGGAUUAGACGCAAGCAGCCCAAAGAAUUUUUGAUCCGAAGGAGCAAGGUGGAAGACCAGUUCGACGUCACUGCUGGAGAUGACAGCUACUCGACGUCGGAUUCUGACGUGAGCUGAAGGGAUUAGACCGUACGCUCUGUGAUCGACCAAAGUUCAUGUUUUGAGUUCGUAAGAUGUACAGUUUGCGCAGGUGUUGUGGUAUACAAAGGGAUUUGUCUUGGUUGUCUCCCCACCACAGCAAGCUUGUGAGCAGCGAGUAUCUCAGUGGGUAAGAGUUUCAACAAGCUUGUCUUGAAUGUUAGCCAUGCAGUAAAGAAUAUUCGUUGUGUUGUG
Molecule: messenger RNA, 1272 nt
Organism: Guillardia theta CCMP2712
Lineage: Eukaryota; Cryptophyceae; Pyrenomonadales; Geminigeraceae
Exons: 1
Coding region: 1-1056 (351 amino acids)
Source: RefSeq, a predicted model, not a curated record